CUCCAUCCAUUCACCACACACACGAUCGCCAUAGAUCGCCAGAGUCACCCACCCCUCGAUCUCGCUCGCUGAUAGACAAGUGAGCAGCAGUGCGCUGUGUGUGGUGCCAGACGACCGUCGGGCAUCUCCCCCUCGUCAACUUGCAGGCAAACGACGAGAGAGCCAUACCGGACGGAUGAAUGACACCAACACGACAACACAACCAACAGCAUCAGAAUCUGAUCUCUCCAGGCUGGAUGCUCACAUUCAGCUCAUGAAUCGCUCCCUCUCAGUCGGCCUAAAUCUAUCUUACUGACAGCAACGAGUACAGCCCCACCGGAUCAUAUCACUCGUAUCACCCGCCCAGCCGCCUCCCUCUGCCUUUGUCGAACCUCCUUUUUCCAUUACCCCCCUGAUCGCCCCGACGCUUGCUGCCGGCUGCAGAGAGGGGCUCAUAGACGUGUUUGUCGCUGUCGAUUCGCCGCCUCAGCCACCGGGGGGCCGACAGCCACGCAUAGCCUCCCAUACCUGGGUAGAUCUGACGCACACAGCCAGACAGGCAGACACAGAGGGCAGUGUGUGUGUGUGUGUGUGUUUGUGUGUGGGUGUGUGGGUGUGCCCACCUGGUUGAAGAAAUGGUAGAAGUGUCCGGUGGCGAUGCCCAUCAGGUGGGGGAUGGCCGCGUUGAUCUUCUGCGCCGACAGCACGUCGAUCACCGCCUGUGCGAACGGCACCUUCCAGUACUGAACCUGUGUGACACACACACACACACACACACGCACACGCACCCCAACAGCCACACACCGUUGCACAUGCCACCCCUCGCACACACACAAACACCCACACCCACCCGUAUAUUUAGGAACACCGGCACCAUCGCGAACGGCUCUCUCCGCGAGCAAGCGUAGACGAGUGCGCUGCUGAACGCCCUGCCCGUGAAGGGCAGCUGGAACCUAAAGCCGAUCAGCGAGAGCAGGAUGACCUGCGUCAGCAUGAACACCAGCUGCUCGGCGCUGCCCUUGGCCUCCUCCAGGCUCUGCCCAUACUGCCACAUAAAGUACAUGGUGCUGAUCAUCGACAGGGUCAGGUCGCCCUGGAAGGCCAUCGCCGUGAAGGGCCGCCAGAACUCAAAGGACCGCACUGUCCGCUCCCACUCGAGGGCGAACACCGAGGGGUCGACAGAGAGGGGCUUCAGCUGCAGCAGGCUGAGCAGGAGGGCGAGAGAGAGGUACAGGCGCGUGAUGAGCUGGAUGUUGGUGUAGAUGCGCAGCACGGGGGCGAUCCAGUUGGAGUAGAAACUCCGCCCGGGACUCUGGCUGAGCUUCCGCACGCCCUUGGGAUCAGCUGUGGUGCGCCGCUGACGCCUCCCCUUUGCCGGCCCUCUGCUGCUGGCACGCGCGCCGCCUCUGCACGUAAAGAGAGCAUCCGGUGGCCUUGUCAGCAGAACACUGGAUGGGCGAAGGUCGACCGGUCUGCUUCUUCGCACAGAUGACACCCAUCUGCCCUCCCCGCCACUCGGUGCAUGGUCGACGGGGGAUGGAUCAAUGCAGAAGGCGAUGUGCGCCAGGAGGAAGAUCAGCAACCACGGGAGCUUCAUUGUCAGGCAACAGCUGCAGACGUGGGAAGAUGGAUGGGCGGGAGAAGUGUGGUUCACAAAGCGGAGGAGCCGCCCUUCUGUUCGUUCGAUGGGAAGGAGAUGGCGGAGAGCGGGUGGAUGAAUAGAUCUGACGUUCUCGGGCGCCCUCAC
Messenger RNA from Vitrella brassicaformis, 1726 nucleotides. Lineage: Eukaryota; Vitrellaceae. The record is from the annotation of a GenBank genome assembly.